GAUCGUCUUAAACCAGGGCGUAUGCUUCUCGUGGAUACCUAUGAGCAGAAAAUUGAGCAAGAUAACGAUUUGAAGAGGCGUAUUGCGCAGUCCAGGCCACAUAAGAAGCUUACGUCACAUCGUGUCUUUUUAGACUUACUUCGCAAGGAUGAUGUCCUCUCACAUGGUGCCGUGACCAAUGAAUUCCUCAUCAAAUGCCACCUAGAGGCAGUUGGCAUCGACAGCAAGAAGAAAGACGUGCAUUUAGAUUCAGAUCGACGUUUGUCUCUGUACGCCUAUACCCACGACACAUUCAGCUUGUUGCUGGUGCCGAUGAUCAAAGAAAAGAAAGAAGCGCUGGGCUCUAUGGGGAAUGAUGCCGCCUUAGCGUGUCUGUCUGACUUCAGUCCGCUAAUGUUCUCCUAUUUUCAGCAGUUGUUUGCUCAGGUGACAAACCCACCCAUCGAUCCGUUUCGCGAGCAGAUUGUGAUGAGCUUGCGCUGUCCUGUUGGUCCAGAAUCAAACUUGCUAGACCCGAACGCAGAAUUGACAAGUCGCCUUAUCCUUGAACAACCUGUACUUUCACUGGUCGACAUGGAGGUGAUCAAGCGCACAAUGUACAAAGGAUGGCAUAGCAAAACUAUUAACAUCACUUUCCCAGUGAGAUAUGGUGUAAGAGGUUUGGUACCCGGUCUGGAUCGAAUUUGUUGUGAGGCAUGUGAAGCUGCUCUAGAUGGAUAUCAAAUUAUUGUGCUCUCAGACAGAGGAGCUAGCAAGGAUAACGUGCCGAUUUCAUCACUACUGGCCGUCGGAGCUGUUCACCAGUGUCUCAUUCGACAUCGACUACGAAUGAAGGUGGCCAUCAUAGUAGAAAGUGGAGAGGCUAAAGUCGUACACGAUUUCUGCGUUCUACUUGGUUUCGGUGCUGACGCCAUCUGUCCUUACAUGGUGUUCGAGACGAUGUAUCGUCUAAGAAAUCUCGGCCUCCUUGACAAAGAGCUCAACGACGACAUGGUAUUUCAAGGUUAUCGUCAAGGUGUUGAACGAGGUAUCUUCAAGGUAAUGGCGAAAAUGGGUAUCAGUACACUACAUUCGUACAAGCACGCACAAAUUUUCGAAAUUGUUGGUCUGGCUCAUGAGGUGGUAGAUAUGUGCUUCAAGAAUACCGUAUCGCGCCUUGGUGGAGCCACAUUCGAGAUUCUGGCUUCUGAAGCACUGAAGCGUCACCGAUCCGCGUUCCCUGUCGCUCCCAACGCAAUGGAGCAUGUAUUCGGUGAUUCACGAGUGCUAGUUGCAUCGGGAACCUACCAUUGGAGAGCUGGUGGCGAAAAGCAUAUCAACGAGCCAGAAGCAAUCGCCAAAUUGCAGGCUGCUACUCGUUUGAACAAUUUGAAAACGUUCCACGAGUAUUCUCAAGCGUCGAAUCUAGCCCAAAGAUGGUGUACUUUAAGGGGUCAACUCGAAAUUAAGACCAGUUCGAAGCUCGAGAUACCAAUAGACCAGGUCGAGCCUGCUAGCGAAAUCGUGAAGCGAUUCGUCACUGGAGCAAUGUCAUUCGGUUCCAUAUCUUGGGAAGCGCAUACGACGUUAGCAAUUGCAAUGAAUCGUAUCGGGGCAAAAUCUAAUACUGGCGAAGGUGGUGCCAAACCUGGUGAGGGUGGUGAACUUCCUGGACACAAGGUGACGAAAGACAUUGCUGAUACUCGGAAGUCGACUCCGGGUGUAGGAUUGAUUUCACCUCCUCCACACCAUGAUAUCUAUUCCAUCGAGGAUCUUGCUCAACUAAUAUAUGAUCUUAAAUGUGCAAAUCCACAAGCGCGGGUCAGCGUAAAACUUGUAUCUGAGGCUGGCGUUGGGAUCAUUGCCUCAGGUGUCGUGAAAGGAAACGCUGACCAUGUCACCAUCUCAGGUCAUGACGGUGGUACUGGAGCAUCGAGCUGGACUGGUAUAAAACAUGCUGGACUGCCAUGGGAACUCGGUGUAGCGGAAACUCAUCAGGUGUUGACAAUGAACAAUUUGAGAAGUCGUGUUGUACUUCAAGCUGAUGGACAAAUACGGACAGGUCGUGACGUUAUGAUUGCCGCAUUGCUGGGAGCUGAUGAAUUUGGAAUGUCGACAGCGCCACUGAUUGUACUUGGUUGUACGAUGAUGAGAAAGUGUCACCUCAAUACCUGUCCCGUCGGAAUUGCAACUCAGGAUCCCGAACUACGUGCCAAAUUCGAGGGCAAGCCAGAACAUGUAGUGAAUUUUAUGUUCAUGGUUGCUGAGGAAGUGCGAUACUUCCUUGCAAGACUGGGUCUUCGAUCACUGGAUGAAGCUAUUGGGCGAACCGAUCUUCUAUAUGCAAAUCCUAAUCCAGUAAACAAAAAAGCAACCUUGCUGGAGUUUGGUUCGAUUCUAAAAAAUGUUCAUCACAUGUAUCCAGAUAUAUCGACUAAAGGUGGAUCUGUAAAACAGACAAUCGAACUCGGAGAACUUGAGCAGAAAAUUUUGGAAGUACUUCCACGUGUAUUUGACGGUUCUGGAAGCCAAUUGAGUAUUCCGAGAAAAGUAAUCACAAAUCUUGAUCGAGCAUUUGGUUCCAGAAUUAGUUAUGAGAUUUCGAAACGCUACGGUGAAGGUGGUCUGACGGGUAAUCGAUCGCUUAAAAUUUCACUUGAAGGGUCAGCUGGCCAGUCAUUUUGUGCAUUCCUGGCCAAAGGUGUUACUGUAGAGUUAGAAGGAGAUGCAAACGACUAUGUAGGAAAGUGUCUUUCUGGCGGUACAGUAAUCGUCUAUCCGCCUAAGAAAGCCAAGUAUAAAUCCGAAGAAAACUCUAUCAUUGGAAACGUGGCUCUCUACGGUGCCACAUCAGGUGAUUGCUGGUUCCGUGGUGUUGCUGGAGAGCGCUUUGCCGUUAGAAACUCCGGCUCUACCGCUAUAGUUGAAGCAGUCGGUGAUCAUGCUUGUGAAUACAUGACAGGGGGACGGGUGAUCGUGUUGGGUCCUAUCGGGAGAAACUUUGCUGCAGCUAUGAGCGGCGGAAUCGCCUUCCUAUUCAAUCAAGGCGAUCCAUUUAUCCAGCGAAUAAAUGUGGCAACAGUGGACUUGGACGAGCCUGCGAAUGACGAUCUGCUCUUCAUUCGUGAAAAGAUCGAGCGGUUUAUCGAAUUAACCGGCUCCAAACUCGGACAAAGAAUCCUCGACAAUUGGCAGACGGAAAGUUCGAAGAUCAUAAAGGUAUUCCCUCGUGAUUACAAACUUGCAUUGAAAGAGCAAGAAGAGAAGAAACGACUAGAAGAGAAAGAAGCUGCUGAAAAUUUGGUAAAUGAAAAGGCGAAAGCAGAUCGUGCUUGCCAGCGCAAACUUUCUAUGGAUAUGCAGAUCGCACCCACGUUUAUUCACAAGAAAAAGAAUCUUUCGAAGAAAAUUCUUUCUGUAGUCCAGCGCAAACGUCGAUCCUCCAAGAAUCCUCGUCCACAGGAUUAUGCUGGGUUCGAAGACGUUGAUCAAGAUGCUAGUGAAGAUAAUGAGGAUGAGAAGUCCGAAAAUGAUGAGGAACUUCUGUCAGACGAAGAGAUUUUCCACCCGAACGACUAUGGCAAUGCCAAGAGUGAUAAUUUGGAUAUUGAAAAUAUACCGGUGCCUCCACAUCUGAGAAAAAACGAUGAGCCUCUCGAUAAACUUCGAGGCUUCAUGAAAUACGGUCGUCAAAAAAAAAUUUAUCGUCCUCCUGAAGAACGAAUUCAAGACUGGGAAGAAGUGUACGAUUUUGAGACCGUUCGCAGCAACAUUCGAGAGCAAGCUGCAAGGUGUAUGGAUUGUGGAGUUCCGUUUUGUCAAGGGCACACUGGUUGCCCAUUGGGAAAUAUUAUUCCUAAAUGGAAUGAUUACGUAUUCAAAAAGAAUUGGCGGCAAGCUCUUGAGCAGCUGCUACAGACUAACAACUUUCCAGAGUUUACUGGUCGAGUCUGUCCAGCCCCAUGUGAAGGUGCUUGUUGUCUGGCCAUCAGUUCUCCUGCUGUUACUAUCAAAUCAAUCGAAUGUGCCAUCAUCGACUACGCCUUUAUGCAAGGUUGGAUAACAGCUCAUCCUCCGGCCGAGAACACUGGAAAGCGUAUUGCAAUUAUUGGAUCUGGACCUGCUGGAAUGGCUGCGGCUGCACAGCUAGUUAAAGUCGGCCAUACGGUAGUGGUGUAUGAAAGAAAAAAUCGAGUGGGUGGCUUAUUGAGGUAUGGUAUACCAACAAUGAAGCUUGAUAAGUAUCUUGUUGAUCGACGAGUGAAACUUCUUGAAGAGGAAGGCGUUCGUUUCCUCACAAAUACUGAGAUCGGGAAACAUGUGCCAGCGGAUUUUCUUCUCAAGGAUAACGACGCUAUCAUUGUGUGUACUGGAUCAACCACACCGCGUGAUCUCCCGGUGAGUGGACGUGAUGCCAAAGGGAUUUGCUUUGCCAUGGAAUUUCUGGAAAAGACUCAGCGUCGUCGGUUUGGCGAUAAUGUUCCAUGGGAGGGUCUGGAUGCGGCUGGAAAGCGCGUCGUCAUCCUGGGAGGCGGUGACACGGCCACGGAUUGUAUAGGCACCAGCUUACGUCUAGGUGCAAAAUCGGUCACAGCGUUCGAGAUCCUCCCGAGACCACCAGGUUGUCGCAAACCAGAAAAUCCGUGGCCAGAGUGGCCGCUGAUUUUCCGAGCUUUUGUAACAGCGGAGAAUGCCGCUGGUGUCAAGACGCUCGUUGGACUUGAUGUUGUUGAAGUGGAUUGGGAGAAAGGCGAAAAGUUUAAUGAAUGUGCGUUGAUUAAGGGUGCUUGGAAAUUAAUUGAGAAGCCAGACACGAAGAGGACGAUUGAAUGUGAUCUUUGCAUUCUUGCAAUGGGCUUCGUUGGACCCGAAAAGACCGUCAUUGAACAACUCAGUCUUAAAAUGGACUCGAGGUCGAAUAUUUUGACUCCCAAAGACAAAUAUAACUCCGACGUAGCAAAGGUAUUUGCUGCUGGUGAUUGUCGUCGUGGUCAGUCACUUAUUGUGUGGGCAAUUCAUGAAGGAAGACAAGCUGCUCGACAGGUUGAUGAAUAUCUUAUGGGUAGGACUACAUUGGCCGGUCCAGGUGGUAUUGUAACGGCGAGAAUGCCUUACAUGGGACAUCGAUAG
Molecule: messenger RNA, 5109 nt
Organism: Angiostrongylus costaricensis
Lineage: Eukaryota; Metazoa; Nematoda; Chromadorea; Rhabditida; Metastrongylidae
Source: the annotation of a GenBank genome assembly